Messenger RNA from Saccoglossus kowalevskii, 530 nucleotides. Its product is annotated as conkunitzin-B1-like. Lineage: Eukaryota; Metazoa; Hemichordata; Enteropneusta; Harrimaniidae. The record is from RefSeq and is a predicted model, not a curated record.
ACUUACCACUGGUCUUCUCACUUUCCAACCCAGUGUAGGAUUAACAUCCGCAAUAGUCAUAUUUCAGAUUUUGGGCUGAAAUGAAUCGUCUUUCAGUAUGCGUCUUAUUGUUGAUAAUGGUGGUGGGAAUGGCCGCAGCCAGCUACAACAGAAAUCGCCCUCAAAAGUGUGGACCUUCCGUGGAUCGUGGUUAUCAAUGCCAUGCCCAUCAACGUUAUGUCUAUGGAUGGUCUAAGAAUGAAAAUGACUGUGUACGAUUUAGAUAUCGUGGAUGUGGCGGUAAUAACAAUCAAUACAAAAGGAGACAAGCUUGUAUUAAAAAAUGUGGAGUAGUCCCAAUACGAGAGGCAAAGGAAGCACCGAUUACUACUACUACUACUCAGCCUACCCAUCUCAAACCAGCUAUGAUGGAUCCUGAGCAAAAGUCUAAGCAACGAAAAAAAUCUAAUAAAGGUCGAAGAUUGCACACGGGACGCCUGAUAAAACCUAAACGUCGUUCGAAAGUCAAGCCUCGACGUGGCCGACAUUAA